GUAUUCCGCAUCGACGGCAAAGUACUGACCACUUCCAACCGCAAGCGCCUCCGCGACGUCUCCGGCAAAGACAUUUGCCAACUCCGCCGCAAACCGUUCCGCCACCCCAAAGAACACUACCUUCAAGUCGCGCAGAAACAAGUCUGCACCAUUCGCGGCAAACUCGGACUCGGCUCGCGUCGCUGCAGCGCCCUAUUCAACAAUGCCGUCGCGGACUCGGCGCCGACGGAACUCUUCAUCAUGGGCCACUUUUUGAACGAACCGGGCGCUAAAGUGCACCUCGGCAGCAACGAGAAGGGUCCGGUUGUAAUAGAAUUGGAGCGCGAUAUCAUGAAUGCUAGGCAGUGGAUGACGGGGCGGCAUACUUACAAGGUGCAUGUUGCGAAGGGAGUUGACAUGGCGCUGGCGUGUGCGCUGGCUGUUACGGUGGAUGAGCGGAGAGGGAAGGGGUUUACGUCUACUAUCGCCUGA
Molecule: messenger RNA, 471 nt
Organism: Baudoinia panamericana UAMH 10762
Lineage: Eukaryota; Fungi; Ascomycota; Dothideomycetes; Mycosphaerellales; Teratosphaeriaceae
Exons: 1
Source: RefSeq, a predicted model, not a curated record